Prunus mume (Japanese apricot) is the source of this 2249-nucleotide messenger RNA. RefSeq names its product SKU5 similar 5 (gene SKS5). Gene Ontology annotation, molecular function: oxidoreductase activity; copper ion binding. The record is from RefSeq and is a predicted model, not a curated record. Lineage: Eukaryota; Viridiplantae; Streptophyta; Magnoliopsida; Rosales; Rosaceae.
CGCCCCAUGCUGAAUGUCAUCAUCAUCGUUCACUCUUCUUCCCUUCUCCUUCCUUCCCCUCCCUUGUUUUAAACUCUCAAACACGCUCCCUGCUAUUAUGUAGCUUUCUCCGAAGUCCAACCAUUCCAAUCCAAUACAACACACCAAAGAGCCAAACACUACACUAGUAUUUAUACUCUCUCUCUCUCUCUCUCUCUCUCUCUCUCUCUCUCUCUCUCUCUCUCUCUCUCAUAGAGACAGACAGAGUCAUUGGCUUAAAGCCUUAGUAAGUAAGGCUCCCUCCCUCCCUCGCACAUAAAAUGUCUCUCAACUUUGCGGGAGCUGCGGUUUCCGCACUGCUAUGUCUCACUGCUCUGUUUUCCAUUGUCGCUGCUGAAGAUCCGUAUAAGUUCUUUGAAUGGAAUGUUACUUAUGGCGACAUCUACCCACUUGGUGUGCGCCAAAAGGGGAUACUCAUCAAUGGUCAAUUCCCAGGCCCAGAUAUUCACUCUGUUACUAAUGACAAUCUCAUCAUCAAUGUCUUCAACAGCUUGGACGAGCCAUUUCUCAUCUCCUGGAAUGGAAUUCAACAGAGAAGGAAUUCAUUUGAGGACGGCGUUUACGGAACGACAUGUCCAAUACCACCAGGGAGGAACUUUACCUACAUUCUACAAGUCAAGGAUCAAAUUGGGAGUUUCUACUAUUUCCCAUCUCUUGCGUUCCACAAGGCUGCUGGUGGUUUUGGGGGCAUCCGAAUUCUCAGCAGGCCCAGAAUUCCCGUCCCUUUCCCUGAUCCAGCUGGUGAUUAUACUGUUCUUAUUGGGGAUUGGUACAAGUCUAAUCACACGAGCUUGAGGGCUCAUCUGGACGCCGGUAAGAAGCUGCCUUUCCCUGAUGGAAUCCUUAUCAACGGUCGCGGGCCCGGUGGAUUUUCUCUUAAUUUCGAACAAGGCAAAACUUACAGGCUGAGAAUAUCCAACGUUGGGUUGCAACACUCCCUCAACUUCCGAAUUCAAAACCACAAUUUGAAGCUGGUAGAAGUGGAGGGAACACACACCCUGCAAACCACCUACUCAUCGCUUGAUGUACACGUGGGCCAAUCUUACUCCGUUCUAGUAACCGCUGAUCAGCCCGGGCAAGACUACUACAUUGUGGCUUCCUCUCGUUUCACCACUCCGAUCCUCACCACCACCGGCACUCUUCAUUACACCAACUCUGCUGGCCGAGUCUCUGGCCCACCCCCCGGUGGACCUACCAUCCAAGUUGACUGGUCUUUGAACCAGGCCCGCUCUAUCAGGACCAAUCUUACAGCAAGUGGACCCAGGCCAAACCCACAGGGUUCCUACCACUAUGGACUGAUUAACACAACCAAGACUUACGUGCUGGAAAAUUCUGCCGGUCAAGUGAAUGGCAAGCAAAGAUAUGGAGUGAAUAGUGUGUCGUUUGUCCCGGCAGACACACCCCUCAAGCUGGCGGACUACUUCAAAAUUGGAGGAGUUUUCCGCGUGGGAAGCAUCUCUGACAGGCCUACUGGCGGGGGAUUGUACCUUGACACCUCCGUCUUGGGUGCUGAUUACAGAACCUUCGUCGAAUUUGUGUUCCAAAACAACGAAGACAUCAUUCAGAGCUGGCAUCUUGAUGGUUACUCUUUCUUUGUUGUUGGUUUGGAUGGAGGGCAGUGGACGCCCAAUAGCAGGAAAGAGUACAAUCUCAGAGAUGCAGUUUCACGUUGCACCAUUCAGGUGUAUCCCAAGUCAUGGACGGCAAUAUAUGUAGCACUUGAUAACGUAGGAAUGUGGAACUUGAGGACUGAGUUUUGGGCACGGCAAUACCUUGGACAACAAUUAUACCUGCGUGUUUAUACUCCCUCAACUUCCAUUAGGGAUGAAUACCCCAUACCCAAGAAUGCACGCCUUUGCGGUAGAGCAGCUGGCCGACGCACACGACCCCUCUAAAUUUAAGCCACCACACUGGGAAGAACAAGGCCUCCUCUGUUCUGUUCUGUGAGUAUCUAGCUAGCUUGCUUAGUGGAUCCAUCGAGAUUGAACAACGUCAGUAUCUUACUGUUUGCUUGCUUCUUCUAAUUUGUUCUACUAUUUAUGAUGUCAAACGCGGAGGACAUGUAGCAUUGCAAUUGUCAAGGACCUCAGCUCGAGGUCACAUUCUUUUUUACAACACGUUUUGUAUUCCCCCUUAUUGUUUGAGGUUUUCAUGUACCUAAUUAAAUUAUUUAUGGUAAGGCCCGGGGUGACCCGCCCUCAAGUUGCCCC